UUGCCCCACGUGGCGAACACAGACCCACCUCACUAGCCACCACCACCUUAUUACCACCGCCUUUCAAGUUUGAACCCCACAAAUUCCACCAUUAAAUUAAAGUUUCAACUUCACUAGUUACGUUACACAUAAAACUCAUGGGUGUUGCAGCUUGUCUUUCCGACCUUUACGAGUCAUGUCACGAUGGCCAUGCCUCCAGGAACAAACUUAAGAAACGCAACCAGCUCCAGACGGUGGAGAUAAAGGUAAAGAUGGAUUGUGAAGGGUGCGAGAGAAGAGUCCGGAAGUCCGUUGAAGGCAUGAAAGGGGUGACUUCAGUAGAAGUUGACCCAAAGAAAAGCAAGCUAACGGUGAUAGGGUACGUGGAUCCAGACAAGGUGUUGCACAGAGUCCGCCAUCGGACCGGAAAAAAAGCCGAUAUGUGGCCGUACGUGCCUUACGAUGUGGUGGACCAUCCUUAUGUGCCCGGGGUCUAUGACAAGAAGGCGCCGCCGGGGUUCGUGAGGAACACGGCGGAUGUGGAUCCUCAGACUGGGAGUUUGGCUCGGGCCAGUUCUACUGAAAUUAGGUAUACGACCGCAUUUAGUGACGAAAACCCUACGGCUUGUACGGUUAUGUAGUGGGUUAAGUUGUUGCUCUUUUACGUAAAUAAGUUUGAUUGUUUUGAAUGAUGUUUUUUUCUGUCAAUUUUUGUAUCUUGUAUUAAUGGUUUGUUCAAGUCUUAAAUGCCAUUUUUAUUUUGUUUUA
This is a messenger RNA of Helianthus annuus (common sunflower), 747 nucleotides long. Its product is annotated as heavy metal-associated isoprenylated plant protein 26. The record is from RefSeq and is a predicted model, not a curated record. The transcript is spliced from 2 exons. The coding region runs from base 138 to 620 and encodes 160 amino acids. Gene Ontology annotation, molecular function: metal ion binding. Lineage: Eukaryota; Viridiplantae; Streptophyta; Magnoliopsida; Asterales; Asteraceae.